AUGGCGCUCUCUCGGACUGUAAUAACGCGGAAGUUAGUGAUAUUUGCGGCAAUUUUGAACUGUACAUGCAUUUCAACAGAGACAAACGGUGACUUUUCUCAAUGCGAAGCAGAUGUUGAAAUCGAAGAGAAGAAGUGUAGUCGGAAUCAAAUUUGGUACAGUGCGUUUCAUAGACACGAUUUGAUCGCUUCCCUGGACAGCUGGGGGUUUUCAGACAGUCGACUGCUCGAUAAUUUUGAAGUUGAACUGGAAGAAAGGAAUUAUGUGAGACAAGUUAAAAAUGUUUUAUUUUCCAAAGUUCUUCCGACUCCAUUGCAAACUACAGUCAAGCUCGUAGCAGUCUCUUCUGAUUUACUAGAGAAUGUUCUGGACCUAGAUAAGUCGAUCAGUGAAACUGAACACUUCCUAACGUUUGUAAGCGGUAACACUAUACUUCCAGGUUCUAUACCUAUAUCUCAUAGGUAUGGCGGUCACCAGUUUGGUGAAUGGUCUGACCAGUUGGGUGAUGGGAGAGCACAUUUACUGGGAGAAUAUGUUAACAGGAAUGGGGACCGAUGGGAACUACAGUUGAAAGGUUCAGGACUGACUCCGUACUCCAGACGAGGUGAUGGCCGAGCAGUGUUGAGAUCCUCUAUAAGAGAAUUUCUGUGUAGUGAAGCUAUGUAUCAUCUAGGUAUUCCAACAAGCAGAGCUCUCAGUGUCAUUGUCAGUGGUGAUCCUGUAUGGAGAGAUCAGUUUUAUGAUGGACAUGCUAAAACAGAGAAGGCUGCAGUUGUGCUACGAUUGGCUAAAAGCUGGUUCAGGAUUGGUUCACUUGAAAUACUUGCUAUGAAACGUGAAAUUAAAUUACUACGGAGAUUAACAGACUUUGUGAUUGAGAAUUACUUUCCUUCCAUUGAUAUUUCCGAUGAGAAUAAAUAUUUAUCGUUAUUCUCUGAGAUUGUGUCUCAAACAGCAGACCUGAUGGCACGAUGGAUGUCGGUUGGUUUUGCUCAUGGAGUGAUGAACACAGAUAAUUUUAGUUUACUCUCCAUCACUAUUGACUAUGGGCCAUUUGGUUUCCUUGACGACUACAAUCCGAGCUUUAUUCCUAACACAUCUGAUGACGAGGGCAUGUACAGCUAUGAAAACCAACCGGACAUUGGACAUUUUAAUAUGAACAGGUUGAGAGCCGCAUUGUGGCCAUUAUGGAACAAUAAACAAAAGCAGCUGUCAGAGAUGAUUCUUCAGGGCUACAUCGAUAUAUACAAGACGAGAUUUAUGGAGAUUUUUCGAGGCAAACUUGGAUUCCUUAGUACUGAUGACAAAGAUGAAUAUAUAAUUGGGUUAUUAUUGAAGAUGAUGGAAGACACCAGAACUGAUUUCACGAUGACCUUCAGACAACUUGGAAACCUAACAUUUCAACAUAUUCAAAAUAACAAUGUUUCUGAUGCCCUGUGGGCUUUGAAAACAUUACAGCUACAUGAAAAGUGGAAUAAUUGGCUGCAAUUGUACUAUGCAAGAAUCACAAGCGAAGACGAUACAGAUGUAAAAAGAAUGAAUCGCAUGAACAAUGUAAACCCGAAAUACAUUUUACGAUACUGGAUGGCUGAAUCGGCAAUACGAAAAGCUGAAGAUAACGACUUUUCAGAAGUUCAAAAGUUGUUGGAAAUUUUACAAGCUCCUUACACUGAACAGUUGGACAUGGAGCCGACAGGUUAUGCAGACAGGCCACCCGAAUGGUCAAAAAAACUCAAAGUUAGUUGUUCUUCCUGAGAACAUACACACAGCGAUAAAACCAUGUUACGAUAUCAAAGGCGGGAAAUCAGUUAUCACCUGUCACUGUUGAGAAUGAUUUGUCAUGUAAGAUUUAUACCCCUCUGGUAUAUAUACUCAGUCAACACACAACAUGUACAUGUAUUAAAAUGUACACUGAACGAUAAAUUCGUCAAAGAUAUUAUAUUUCAAUAAAUUUCCCAUUAUGAUAUACAAGUAGCCGCUGCAGACUGAAGUAUUUUAAUAAAAUUUCAAAUACGACUAUAGAUCUUA
Saccoglossus kowalevskii is the source of this 2028-nucleotide messenger RNA. RefSeq lists its product as uncharacterized. NCBI's taxonomy places the organism in Eukaryota, Metazoa, Hemichordata, Enteropneusta, Harrimaniidae. The record is from RefSeq and is a predicted model, not a curated record.